Messenger RNA from Pestalotiopsis fici W106-1, 840 nucleotides. RefSeq lists its product as uncharacterized. The record is from RefSeq and is a predicted model, not a curated record. The coding region runs from base 1 to 840 and encodes 279 amino acids. NCBI's taxonomy places the organism in Eukaryota, Fungi, Ascomycota, Sordariomycetes, Amphisphaeriales, Sporocadaceae. The transcript has a single exon.
AUGACCGAGAACCAUGAAGAGAUCAGAUCCGAUCCACCAUAUCAGAAUGGCGAGUUGACGCAACUGAAAUUGAUUACACGCCAAGACGGCCACCGCGCACCACCGGCGUCGGACUGGAUAACAGACGAGGAACUCUGGUUCAUGGACUGGGCGUUUCGCGACACAGUCAGAGAAUUAUUGAGCGAAGGCGCCAAGUUUGAGCUCAGAAGAUUUGAAGGAACGCCAAACUUUCCGCCACUGCUUUUACAAAAGGGCUAUGGCAUUGCUCUAUGUGCGCGAAGAUCCAAAGCUUUGCGAGACGUUGGCCCUAUGCGCUUCAACUUUGGUAAAGACGAUGUAUUUGUUAAGAAAUUGUGCAAUCUGGCCAAUGAUGUCAGGAAGGCUAGCUUUCGACAUGGCGACCUCAUCUGGACCAUCCGAAUCACUACCUUUUUCGCACAACGACCGCCGACCAAUGCACCGAAAUGGUGGAGGACAGGAGCCGAGUUGGACCGCGAGGAAUGCGAAUUCUCUGUGGCGGCGGAAGACGUUUCUAAAGCUACACCAAAUGGGUGUGGUGGGAAAACAUCAUUGACACCUUUGCCGCACACACGAAAAUGCAGCUCUGAAGAUAUCCAUGGCUACAAUGAUUCCCGGUCCACCAGUGGUGCCAGCAUAGCAAGUCCUACGCCUUCACGUUUAUCACACCGACCGCGAGAGUCACUAUCGCGUCUAUCACCACCAAGUCGAAGAACAUCGAGCGCUCUACAUACUCGCUUGGACAGUGGACCAACCGGCGGGAGGCAAAGUCUGGAUAAACCGAGACCGACGGAAAGGCCAAGAUGGCGGCCAGCUGGGUGA